GGUCUGCAUUUCUCUCAGAUUCUAACUUUAGUUCACGAAACUCGAACCCAGUGGAUUGAAAGGUUUGAAAAAUUCCAUUUCUGAAACGAAAUUUCGUUCUGUUAGUUGGAUUUCUUUUUGUAACGAGAGCCAGUUCCUUUGGUUGGAAUUGAUCGAAUUAGAGAUGGCGAGCGCAGUCGAUGCUGCUGGAGAUCCGAUUCCUACAUCAGCGGUGUUAAUGUCCUCGUCAAAGCACAUUGCGAACAUGUGUCGAUCGGAGAAUGUGGCAUACCUCCAGUGCAAAAGGAAGGAUCCGAACCCGGAGAAAUGCCUCGAAAAAGGCCAACAAGUUACUCGCUGCGUCCUCUCCCUGCUUAAAGAUCUUCAUCAAAGGUGCACAAAAGAGAUGGAUGCUUAUGUCGGUUGCAUGUACUACAAUACAAAUGAGUUUGACUUAUGUCGCAAAGAGCAGGAAGCAUUCGAGAAAGCAUGUCCCUUGGAAUGAUUUUCCCCAUAUAUGUAAACUUAUUACAAUAAAUUUUUCUUGUUUGCAAUGAGCAUGUACUGUUGUUGCGUACCUUCUCUGAGUUAAACUUUUUUCUUCAUAACAAUGAAAUAUUUUGUGUAUGUCUCGGGUUGCAAACCCGAUACAUUGUUGCAAACAGAAUCGACCAAUCUUUGCCAGCCCCUUUUGGACAA
Cucurbita maxima (winter squash) is the source of this 678-nucleotide messenger RNA. RefSeq names its product NADH dehydrogenase [ubiquinone] 1 alpha subcomplex subunit 8-B-like. Lineage: Eukaryota; Viridiplantae; Streptophyta; Magnoliopsida; Cucurbitales; Cucurbitaceae. The transcript has 3 exons. Gene Ontology annotation, biological process: mitochondrial electron transport, NADH to ubiquinone. The coding region runs from base 164 to 484 and encodes 106 amino acids. The record is from RefSeq and is a predicted model, not a curated record.